UCUACCUGCUGAAUGAGUCCUAGUAGUUAAAUACACUUCCACAUCACUCCUCUUAUCAUCUCUCGCCGGCAGUUACAAUGGCGGCGUUGACGGAAUCGCUGCUUCCCCUCAGAAUCAUGGAGGAGCAGCCUCUUCCUUCUUCCGCUUCUGCUUCUGCUUCUGCCCCUUCUCCUUCUUCAGGUGCUGAAUCCAACCCAUCAGACUGCGUCAUCUUCUUCGGUCUCUGCCUCGCUCUCGGAAUCGCUUGCAGGCACCUCUUGCGUGGAACCAGAGUCCCUUACACUGCUGCGUUACUCAUCAUUGGCAUUGCCCUUGGAUCAAUAGAAUAUGGUACUUCUCAUCAUCUGGGAAAGAUUGGAGAUGGAAUUCGUCUUUGGUCAGAUAUUGAUCCAGAACUUCUUUUAGCUGUUUUUCUCCCUGCUCUCCUUUUUGAGAGCUCAUUCUCAAUGGAAAUUCACCAAAUAAAGAGGUGUAUGGCACAGAUGAUCUUACUAGCUGGUCCAGGUGUUGUGCUUUCAACCUUUUUUCUUGGAACUGCUUUGAAGCUUACUUUUCCAUAUAACUGGACAUGGAAAACGUCACUUUUGCUUGGGGGACUUCUGAGUGCAACAGAUCCUGUUGCUGUGGUGGCCUUGUUGAAAGAGCUCGGUGCUAGCAAAAAGCUAAGCACAAUAAUUGAAGGGGAAUCCUUGAUGAAUGAUGGGACGGCUAUUGUGGUUUAUACCCUUUUCUAUCGGAUGGUUCUUGGAGAGACCUUCAACUGGGUUGCUAUAAUCAAAUUUCUUGCACAAGUUUCACUUGGAGCUGUAGGAUUGGGUGUUGCUUUUGGUAUAGCAUCUGUUUUGUGGCUUGGGUUUAUUUUUAAUGACACGGUGAUUGAGAUUUCUCUAACAGUUGCUGUUAGCUACAUUGCUUACUUCACUGCUCAAGAGGGUGCAGAUGUUUCUGGUGUUUUGACAGUUAUGUCAUUGGGGAUGUUCUAUUCUGCAUUUGCAAGGACAGCUUUUAAAGGUGAAAGCCAACAAAGCUUACAUUACUUUUGGGAAAUGGUUGCUUAUAUUGCUAAUACCUUAAUUUUCAUUCUGAGUGGAGUUCUUAUAGCUGAAGGGGUGCUUAAAGAAGAAAAUGCUUUUCAUCAUGGAAAAUCAUGGAUCUACCUCUUGGUUCUCUAUGCUUAUGUCCAGGUGUCUCGAUGCAUUGUAGUUGGAGCAUUAUUUCCUUUUCUAAGAUAUUUUGGAUAUGGUUUGGAUUGGAAAGAAGCUAUUAUUCUCGUCUGGUCAGGAUUACGAGGGGCAGUUGCCCUGUCACUUUCACUUUCAGUUAAGCGUUCGGGUGGAGAAUCUGCUGAACUGACUUCAGAGAUAGGAACGAUGUUUCUUUUCUUCACUGGUGGAAUUGUUUUUUUAACACUUAUAGUGAAUGGUUCAACUACACAGUUCAUUUUACACUUCCUUGACAUGGAUAAGUUAUCAGCAGCAAAGAGACGUAUCCUUGAUUUUACGAAGAAUGAAAUGUUGAACAAAGCAUUAGAGGCUUUUGGUGAACUUGGAGAUGAUGAGGAACUUGGACCAGCUGACUGGCCCACAGUGAAGAGAUAUAUCUCCUGUUUAAAUGACACGGAAGGUGAACAUGUGCACCCUCAUGGUCCGUCUGAAGGUGAUGGUAACAUGGAUCCUAUGAAUUUGAAAGACAUACGAGUACGCAUUCUGAAUGGUGUCCAAGCGGCUUACUGGGAGAUGCUUGAUGAAGGAAGAAUUACUACAACAACAGCUAAUAUUCUUAUGCUAUCAGUGGAAGAAGCAAUAGAUUUAGCUUCUUCUAAGCCUCUCUGUGACUGGGAAGGCUUAAAAGCUAAUAUACACUUCCCAAACUACUACAAGUUCCUCCAAUCUAGUAUGCUCCCAUCUAAGUUAGUUACCUACUUCACUGUGGAAAGGUUGGAAUCUGCAUGUUAUAUUUGUGCUGCAUUUCUUCGUGCCCACAGAAUUGCUAGACAACAAUUGCGUGACUUCAUAGGUGACAGUGAUGUUGCUUAUGCUGUUAUCAAUGAAAGUAUUGUAGAAGGAGAAGAAGCACGAAAGUUCCUAGAAGAUGUUCAUGUAACAUACCCUCAGGUUUUGCGUGUUGUAAAAACAAGGCAAGCAACAUAUGUAGUUCUAAACCAUUUAAUGGAGUACGUUCAAAACCUUGAGAAGGCUGGGAUAUUGGAAGAGAAAGAGAUGCUACAUCUUCAUGAUGCUGUCCAGACUGAUUUGAAGAAACUACUUAGAAAUCCUCCUUUGGUUAAGCUUCCUAAAAUAAGUAACAUACAUCCUAUGUUGGGUGCUCUGCCAUCUUCGAUUCGUGAAUCACUUGCAAGCAAUACCAAGCAAGUUAUGAAAUUGCGGGGUUUGACACUUUACAAGGAAGGUGCCAAAUCAAAUGGUAUUUGGUUAAUUUCUAAUGGAGUGGUGAAGUGGGAAAGCAAGAUGAUCAGAACCAAGCACCCUUUUUAUCCUACUUUUACUCAUGGGAGCACAUUGGGUCUUUAUGAAGUUCUGACUAGAAGACCAUAUAUAUGCAAUGUCAUCACAGAUUCCAUCGUGUUCUGCUAUUUUCUUGAAGCUGAUAAAAUAAUUUCAAUGCUCAACUCAGACCCUUCAUUGGAAAACUUCCUGUGGCAAGAAAGUGCUAUUUUCCUUUCCAAACUACUGUUUCCCCAGAAAUUUGAAAAACUAGCUAUGCAAGAUCUAAGAGCUCUUAUUGCUGAAAGAUCGGAAAUGACCAUAUACAUAAGAGGGGAAACAAUAGAAAUCCCUCACCAUUCAGUUGCCUUCUUACUGGAAGGAUAUGUGAAAACUCAAGGUCGACAAGAACUGGUAACUGCACCAGCAACCCUGCUUCCUUCACAUGGGAAUCAAAGCUUCCAAAACUUGGCAAUUUCGGGUACUGAGGAAGCUAGUUUUACUCAUCAAGGAUCUUGUUAUCUAGUCGAAACUAGAGCAAGGGUAAUCGUGUUUGAUAUGACAGCAUUUGAGGUUGAUGCUGCUCUUGUCAGAAGGUCAAGUUCCCGGUUAUCACCUGCCGUGGAUCAUUCCCAUAGAUCAUUCCGUAGAGAACACAGUGGUCUCAUGAGUUGGCCUGAACAUUUCUUUAAUCAGAAGCGCCAUAAGCAGAGUGCUGAAGGGGUUGGGCAACAAACCAUUAGUUUGUCUGAAAAGGCAAUGCAGCUGAGCAUUUACGGGAGCAUGGUGAACAUCCCACUCCAGAGAAGAAGUUUGUCGAUGAAUCGUGCUAGACCACCACCACCUCAGAGUCUGUCAUAUCCAAACAUGGCGUCGUAUCAAGACCGUCCGCUUACUUCGGUCAAAUCAGAAGGUGCUGCAACUGACAAGAAGGGUCAUCAAGUGACACGGUUCAACCAAGAUGUUACAAAUCCCCCUCCACAAAGCACAGAGCGUAGAGAGCAUCACAGAGAUGAUUCAAGUGAUGAUUCUGCUGUUGAAGAAGAUAUUAUCGUGAGGGUUGAUUCACCAAGCACGCUAUCUUUCCCCCAUUUAUGAGGGGGAAGAGGUGAAAAAUCAGUUGUUAUUAUUAUGUGUUUGUAUAAUAAGUUUUUACCGGUGUACUGUUUGUGUAAUAGGUUUUGCUUCUAUAUCUGCAGCAUUGUACAUAAGACCAAACCAUUAGAAUAAGACCACGAGAACUUAGCAAUUGGUCAUGAAAGCUCUAAAAACUAGGAUCUCAUUUUUCUUAGAAAAAAAAACAUAUUUGGAAAUGGCUAUUUACUUGAAAAUUUUGAAGUUGUCCUUGAAUUUGAAUUUGUUGUAAGAAUUAAAGGGAUGUGCACCAUCAGGUGUAAACAUAUUUUACACAGUUAUCCAAUUGAAUUCUGCCACAUCAUAAAGAA
Messenger RNA from Lotus japonicus, 3889 nucleotides. RefSeq names its product sodium/hydrogen exchanger 8-like. Gene Ontology annotation, cellular component: membrane; chloroplast envelope. The transcript is spliced from 23 exons. The record is from RefSeq and is a predicted model, not a curated record. Gene Ontology annotation, biological process: proton transmembrane transport. Gene Ontology annotation, molecular function: sodium:proton antiporter activity. Bases 78 to 3542 code for a protein of 1154 amino acids. Lineage: Eukaryota; Viridiplantae; Streptophyta; Magnoliopsida; Fabales; Fabaceae.